This is a messenger RNA of Drosophila virilis, 1554 nucleotides long. RefSeq lists its product as uncharacterized. Lineage: Eukaryota; Metazoa; Arthropoda; Insecta; Diptera; Drosophilidae. Gene Ontology annotation, cellular component: cytoplasmic microtubule. The record is from RefSeq and is a predicted model, not a curated record.
CUAUCAUCGACCUAUCGAUAAAUUCAAAACCAUCAAACGUUGGGGUCUCGAGCAGCUGGUUGGUUUUACUUCAAAGCUGACAUUUGAACAGAUUAGACGCAUUGUGGUUAGGCCACAUUCAGCAAAAAACAUGUCGAACACCACAAUACGCCCAAUACCCACAUUAAAGGGCAUGUUUUCGGUGCCGCGCGUCACACCGGGACGUAAUUUUCUAAAGGAAAACAAAAAGAGCCUACGUUCCCUAGAAAAGGCAACUACAGAGAAGCUUGCUGCUAAGGAACCAGUGCGUCCCAAAUGGAUGCCGCCCCUACUGCGCACUCCGUCCGAGGCACGCGAACGUGAGUCGAAGAAGUGCGAAACCGAAAGAUUGUCUUCAAGGAAUGUUGACGAAGAGGUGUGUUUAUUGCGCAGCCACAGCAACUCCCUUUCGCAGCAGUGCCUGGACAAGCCACAACCGGACGAACAAGAGUCUUGCGCACCCCCCGAAAAACGUGAAAUUCAAAAGGAGAAGAAGGUUCGCCCAAAAGCGCAGCCAGUUCAGACAUCAUCGAACCGCUGUCAGUCAUGUAAUGCCGAACGCAGCUCCACAAGCAUUGGCAUACAGACAGAGGACAUAAAGGAUGAGCUUUACCUUACCAAUGCACUUAAAAAGUGCAACAUUGAUGCCAAGACGGUUUUAGGCGAGGAACGCAAUUUAUGCAUUGAUCCCGACCUCGACUACGAUAACAACUACGGAAGCUACAGUCAAUACCAUGAUGAUGAGCAGCCGCUGUCGGCACGCUCCAAACACAGCCUUCUUGAUAUAGAUGACAACGAAACAAUGCCCAUGCCAGAGAUGGACAAUGUAGGUCCCGAUAAUACUGAUGAAGAAGCACCACUGAGUGCACGCAGUCGCGAAACAAUUGCUACGGUCGCUUCAAAUGCUACGACCAAAUCAAAGCGUCGCGAAUACAAGCUGGGCUCACGCGAUGAUCUACGCCUACCGCGCUAUUUGGAAAAGGAGAAGCGCGAAAAAGCCGAGGCUAAAGAAAUUUUAGACUCACGCGAUCCGGACUGCCCACGCGGUCAUGUAUUGAUGAGUGAACCGGAUCGCCUGGCUGCGCUAGCUACUGCCAAGCAGCGCUUUGACAUGCUCAUUAAUGAGCUUAACCACAUGCCCAUGACCGCCCAGACACUACGCGUGCGUUCUCGCAAGGCUGAGAUUGAUAAGGAGCUGACCGUUGUCGAGGACGAAAUACGCAUUUACUCCAAGCCUAAGGUGUAUGUGAGAGCAGCCAAAUCGCGAAAUCUCUAAUGCACACAAAAUUUCGUUAAUGUUAAAUGAAACAAAAAGAAUCUCCCACUCGUAAAAAUAGAAAAUCGAACGCUUUCAACCAACAGGAAAUAUCGCCUGGAACAAUAUUCCCAACUAUAUGACUAUUGGAGCACUUGGACCAAACCUAAUCUUUUAUGUGUUCGUUCAAAGUAUUUAUAUUUUUUAAGUGAGCAUCAAAAAAAAAUAUGAAAAAAAUGAAAUAACUAGAAUGUCAAAACCCCAGACACUAAACUAAAAAA